Molecule: messenger RNA, 7321 nt
Organism: Diabrotica balteata
Lineage: Eukaryota; Metazoa; Arthropoda; Insecta; Coleoptera; Chrysomelidae
Source: the annotation of a GenBank genome assembly
AAACAAGUAAACAUGGCGCCGUGUGACCCAUCAUAUCAUAUUUAGUGUAUUUUGUACACGCAGUAUCUGUAGAUUUAUCUCAAAUUAGCAGUAAAUCUUGUAAGAUAAGUGCGUAAGAGUCAUGAAACAUUACAAUAAGUGAUAAAUCAACAUUUAUAACUAAGUGCCAACUCUAUAUUUUCGUAAUCUUGUAAUUUUUAUAGUCCUAACAUUCAAAUUAUUGUAUAUUUAGUGAUUGUGUUGGAAUAAUCGAUGAUUGGAGUGAAGAUAGUGUUAGCAUAAUGUAAACAUUGUGGUUUUGUAAUAGUACGUAGGCGAAAUCGCUUUCUGUAGUAAAGGUAGACAUUAGCUAUGGAAAAUAUUGAUGGUUACCUGCACAAAAAGUUCAAGAAGCAAGUCAAUGUUGAUACGAAAAUCCAAAAUGACAAGGAAAACAAAGAAAGCGCUCCUAUGGAGCAGGGCGAGGAAAAAGCUGACCAGAAAGAAAAUCAAAGAGAAACUGAAUAUUCGCACGAAGAAUAUGCAUUUGAAAAGAAUCAACGGUCAGACAAUAACCAAAUUGUGCCAAAUCAAAGUACAAAAAACAGUACCGUAAACAGUUCACAUACGAUAAACGCUAACUGUUACAAGUCUUCCAUAUCAGUAGGGAAUCCACAAUCUUCGAACUCUUACAUAUCAUAUGUAGUUUCGAAACAACCAGACCAUCAUCAACCAACUAGUUUUGAUAUUAAAUUUAACAACCAACAGACCAACUAUACUACUGUUAUUAGUAAGUCUUCCAUUUUGAAUGUAUAUCCUACCAACAACUUCAAGUAUACGGGGGAUCAGUAUAUCCCAUUUCCAUCAACUACACUCCAAGAAGAAGCAAAACCCGAGGAAUUAUUGGUGCCUAAACCAGACGAACAAAGAAAUUCUGGCGGUAAAUACGUCUGCCCUUAUUGUAAUUUAGUCUGUUCCAAACCAAGCGUGCUGCAGAAACACAUACGUGCACACACCAACGAAAGGCCGUACCCUUGCGAAAGUUGCGGGUUUUCCUUCAAAACUAGAUCGAAUCUUUACAAACACUGCAGAUCGAGAACGCACGCCAACAGGCUAAUUGGUACGAAAACUCAAGAAAGUACUACCGAAUCAGACGUUCCUAAAUCAUCUAGUUACUCUCCUACUAACUUGGACGAUCUACAGAAGCCUUACAAACCGAGAUUUCAUACGACAAAACACUUCGACAAUAUCCCAUCUGAAAUGUUAGAAGACGAAGAACAGUACGUUCAAAACUCCACGUCAGAAUUCGUUUCCCACCAUAUUAACGAAAUUAUUAGUAGGAAUAAUUCUAUAGUGAGUUCCAAUGAUCAGCUAUCCCAAGGAGAAUUUCGAUAUAACAAAGAACCUGCGUAUGAGAGAUCAACCGAUGAGCCUCUAAAUUUAACUAAGAGUAGGAAACGCUCUAUGAGUGAAGUAACUGAACCAGUGAUCCAAAAGAGUCUGAUUAAAGAACUGUUAUUAAAAAACCUUAGUGCUUCAGAUAUGCAGUGUCCAUAUUGCAAGAUGAUUUUUCAAACUGUUACUGAAUUGGACGUACAUAAAUAUCGAAGCUGCAAAGGCAAACCACACGGUGCUAAGUAUACUAGAAGUAGCUCUGUAAAUGUUGCAUCGAUUUUAACACACAACAAAAACGCUUUCGAUAAUAUUCCACAGAUGCAAUUUCCUUUAAACUCACCUGGCCCGUUUUUAGGAAAAACCAGGUUGAUAGAGAGUGACAAGACCAAGUCGUUCUCGUUUGACAGCGGCAACAUGCCUUUGAUUAGUCCAGGGGAACCAUCACCUUCACCUAACUAUCUACUAUCGCCUCUUCCAUUUGAUCGGGACAAAAAACCGGGAGUCAAAUUAUUUGGUGGAGAAGUUAAGGUGCACUCAUCAGGUGAAACCAAAAGCUUCAAAAUUGAUGGAUCAGAAGAUAAAUACGAGAAAGAAGUUAAUUAUAUUGAUUAUGGCAGUAAUUUGAGUGAAAAUAGAGUUGUUAAAACUAGUCUACAGUCCGGUGGAACAGUUUUGACCAAUACAACAAACUACAAACCAGAUCUAAAAACUCCCAAAGACGUUUUAAUGAUGUCGCCUAGUGUGGACUUUAAUAAACGUAUUUUUACGUUUGAUAAAACUCCAGAAGUAUUGGAAAGUAUGCAAGAUUCGUUAGGACGACCUAGGGCUUUAUCAGAAACGUCAAAAUCAUACCCAGAUGAGUCGAGUCCUCUGUACAAAAACAUCAUGGACUUCAGUCAAAAAGCUCUUAAAAAGUUAACUCCUAAUAUAAAGCAGCCUACCCUUAACGUUCCAAGCAAAACCAUUUCUGUCAUAGAAACUACUCUUAACGUACCUAUUAAACCAAUUACCAACCAGAUGAUUCUAGAACCUCGACCGGAACUGAAUAUUUUAAGUCCCAAACCUAAAAUAACGACAGAUGUUUCCUUCAAUGAACUAAAACCCAACUUGUACAACCCUCUUAAUUUAUUAGUAAAUGGAAAAGUUGUUAGGCACGUACCUGGCAUGCCUGGGCCAGUAGUUGCUGCCGAAGCUCCACCUGUUGAAUACACUAGCAACAUUAUAGCUGUCGCCAGAACGGUUCAACAUAGUCUGGCUCCUCUGUCUCCGCUAGUUGUGGACAGGACACCUCUAACGCCGUUAAUAGUAGACAGGGCUCCAUUAACUCCAAAAUUAGCUGAUAUCUACACACAGCAAGAGAAAAACGGUACCAGGUUUUUCCUUCAACCCGAUAGACUAAAGUCUCCAAAUAAUUUACAAGUCGAAAGAGUCCUGGUAAAAUCAUCUGGAAACUUCCUGCAACCUGAAAAGUUCAACGAAAGAAUGAGUAGGUCGCCUAAAUCGGACAGUUCUGAAACGAGCACAAAAACCAACAAAUCUCUAGAACAGUCUUUAAAUGAAACCAAAUCAAUAGAAGAAGUUAAAAAGUUUAUUAGACCUAAUAGUUUGGCCCUCAAACCGACGAUGGCUUCUCUGAAACAACACCACGGUCUAACUCCAACCAUGUUUAACCAGAUUUUAAUCAGUCCCGAUACACCGAGAGUAGCUAAGAAGUACGCUCAACAUUUUCUUCACGGGAACUACUUCAGCUACUUGGGGUUGAAGAGUUCGACGCGACCCGUAUAUUGCACACUCAACAAAACCCAACCAUUCUACGUGCCGUACUUUAAGAAGUUGAGCAUGUACUCCGAAUGGAGGCAGCAGGAUACGAAGCAGGAUAAAUUGUACGUCAGCAAUUACGACUCGAGGCAGAAGGGACACAGUUAUAGCAUUGCUGGGAAGACGACACCCAAUAUGAUCAUUCAUUCCAGCUAUAAGUUUGUUAUAUCGGAAACUCUAUCGAAACAAUCAGAAAAAGAGGAUGAACCACAAAAGACUAACGCCAUUUUAGGAGGCUAUGAGUGUAAUGAAGAUUACAUUUAUGUGAGAGGAAGGGGCCGAGGACGCUACGUGUGUGAUCAGUGUGGCAUCCGAUGCAAAAAAACCGUCAAUGCUUAAAAAACACAUUAGGACACAUUCUAACGACAGACCUUACACAUGCAGCCACUGCAAUUUCAGCUUCAAGACCAAAGGCAACUUAACAAAGCACAUGAAAAGCAAAGCGCAUUCCAAAAACUCGACAACCAGCACUGGAUCCUCCUCUUCUUCGGCCCAACAAAGCGCUCAAAGCUCAGAAUCCGAUACUGAUGACAGCGGAAUGGAUAGCAGCGACGAAUCUACACGGCAACAAGAACAUGAAGCAGCUUACGGUCUUCUAUCCCUUUCCCAGAAACCAUCGCAACCUUCCAGUGGGGACCUAGCUCACGGUCGCAGUAAAAGUCCGACGGACACUUUUAUGACCACCGAAGAAAUAGCGCACGUUUCCAAGGCAAAUUAUGCCAAAAACAAAAUUUUAGACGAGCAAAAUACAUCGCGGAAUUCAGGUUUUAGAAACGUAGAAGUCAGUAAUGUAUCUACUGCGGAAGAAAACCACGGAAAGCCAAAAUUUUAGAAUAUAUUUAGGAAUGGGGAGUGGAAGUAGGCCGUUAACAUACCCUUAUACGACUAUUUUAACGGUGGAAAAGGAAAUGAUGCACUCUCCGAAGAUUAUCGAGCUGGACUCGAGAGUAUCGGAAAAAAAUCCUCCUCCGCCAGAACAAAAAAGCAUAAAACAGUUCCAUGUUAUCCAAAAAUAUGUACCUCAAUCUAAACUAAGUCCUAGACUACCUGAAAACAAUGUAAGAGAUGUUCCUGUUUCCCGAAAAGUCGAGUACAAUUAUUCUCCCCCAGAAGAAACGUUAAAUAACACCAAAACUACCGCAGCUUUGCCCAGUCGACCUCUCCCGACUCUUAAAAUAAACGAUGUCGUCGUUAGCAGCGAAAACACGUCAGAUGCAAGAAAAAGAAAGGUCUCUGUGACGUAUUUUCCUUACAAACGAAAAGUAUCGAAGAGCGAUGAAGUCAUGGACCUCUCAAUGGCAAAUAACCACGAAAAAAUAGUUAACGGUGUCGUAGAAGAAAAUAUAGUGAACAAUUUUAGGCCUAUAGAAACCCAAAAAAACGUAGCCAACGAAAUAUUUAACGCGUUACAAAAGCCCCAGCCUCCUCCUAGGCUAGAAAUCAACGAAGACAUGGAGGAAUACCCGCCACCUACUAAAUCUUUCGAAUCGACGAACAACAACGGUGCUGUCAUCAUUGUUCGACCUAUGACAUCGGAACUACCCGAAGAGCAAACGUCGAACGUGAACUACAACGAAGAGUCUGCCAAAAGCGGCGAUUUCGAUAACAGCGCAAUGGAAACGUUGGCCGAUAUCGCUACCAAGCAAGUGAAAUUGGAGAAAAAUACUUUGGCGAAAAGUGUGGCUAGUGAGUUUCUGAAAUUGGCAACGAAAAUUGAGAACGCAGAUGGCUCCAUUAAUUCCGUUAAUUUUGGACCUAUCAAUAAGGAUGUCAACGAUAUUAUCGUGAAAUCUGAGGGGAACAAAAGCUGUACUAUCUGUUUGAAAAGUUUCAACAAACCGUCACAACUUAGGCUUCAUAUGAAUAUACAUUAUCUAGAAAGACCUUUUCGCUGUGAUUCAUGCUCGGUCAGUUUUCGAACCAAGGGACAUUUACAAAAACACGAGAGAAGUGCUAGUCAUCACAAUAAGUUAUCGUCGUCUCCCGCUCUGUCAUCUUCCGAACCGAGGCCGUUCAAAUGUUCAGACUGUAGCAUAGCUUUCCGAAUCCACGGACAUCUGGCGAAACACCUUCGAUCAAAAAUGCACAUCCAACGGCUGGAGUGUCUAAAGAAGUUGCCUUUUGGUCUUUACGCCGAGCUGGAGAGAUCUAACAGUCUGUUGACGGAGAUAAAUACUUGCGACGGGGACCAGUGCCUUGAAAGCCUCAAAAUGUUAGCUAAGAAAGUGUUUAUCAACCACCCGAACAAACUGACCGAUAUAGAUCAUAGGGAGAAUAUUAGCGCGGAUUAGUAGAACAAUUUUUGUACAUAUUUGCUAUUUAAACUGCUGAAGACUGAAGAUAAGAAAAAUCUAUUAAGAAAGUAUACAUUUUAUAAAAUAUUUUAUUGUUAAAAACAUUCUACUUACAGAAUUAGAUUAUUAUUUAGAUGAAGAUAUAUUAUAUAUUCUCGAAGGGCCGAUUUUAAAACUGCAGGUAGGUUCCUGUGUAGUACUGUUUUAAUUUUAUGAAUUGAUUCGUUUUAUUUAAUUCGACAUUGUUUUCUUAGUAGUUUGUACAAAAUACAAACGAAACUUUUUCUGUCGCUUCAGAAAAAAUAUUUCUCGUUACAUCAUCGUGAAAACUCUACAGGUACUCUUCAAAUGCUGGCACCACUUCAUUUUUUUAAAGGGCUUUUGCAACUUGUGUAAAAUACGAAAGUCACUUGGUGAUAAAUCCGGACGAUAGAUUGGAUGUUGUAGCGUCACCGAUGUAUUGUACCUUCGCCAUAUGAGUAACGGCGUUACUCAUACUACUCAUUGUAGUGCCGGAAAUAUCACUCCCACCAAUUUUGAGAAAAAUUAAUAUAAACAGUAUUUUGCUGGUCCAAAAUACUGCUUCCAGUAGAUUUCUGGCUGAAAAAACGCUUUUGUAUUGAGUCCCUUUUACAUUUUGCAUGACCUUGUAUAAUCUAAAUUCCAAUGGAUAUUCAAUUACAUUGAAAUUUUUCUUCCUGUGUAUUUAGGAAGAGGGACUCCUUGAUACAAUCCAGAAAUAAUAGUGAGAAACUAUAAAAUUAGUUUUUCAUUCAAUAUGCAAGUUCCAGUCAAGUGUACUGCUUAUUAUCAGUUGUUCAGAACAAAAGGAUCUACACAACAUUAUAAAUUUCCUACAAAUAAAUGGAUGCAAUACGAAACAGACCAACAAGUGCGAGUUAAAAGAAGAAGAAGAAAGAAAGAAAAACCUAAAUGUUUAUUUUUUAUCAUGUUCAGUAAGCACAUAUAAUCUUUGUUUGAACUUGUGUGAACCUCUUGAAUCUGCGUUUGAACGAUCUUUUGUGUUCAAUUAUAUGUGUUUCGUGCAUCUAUCUGUUUGUCCAAUGUAUAUUUUUGACCAAUCGUCCCUAAUUAAUUUAUAAACUUUAUUAAAUAACUUGCAUUGAAUAAAUGUACAUAAACAGAUAAUUGCAGACAGUAUAACCCCUGCCCAUUGACUAGAUAGAAUGACUGCAGGGCCACUAUAUAUUUAGGCAGAAAAAAGUGAACAAACAAGAUGGAAGAUCAAGAAAAUUUGACGCAGUAAAUUACUGAGUAAAAAUAAAUUUGAAGGAAAGGAAAAAGGGCAAUGCGGAAACAAAAUAUAUCAGUAAUAUUGCUGGUAAAGUUUUUCAGAAAAAAUUUAAGUAAUUAUAAGUUGAAAAAUAUCUUGUGUGACUUUUUACUUCCCUAAGAACAAUAUUAGCUAACCAUAUGACUAGUUUUUAAGUAUAUAUAUGAAAAUUUAUUUUUUUAAUGUAUUUUAUUAUGAGUAAGCUUUUUUGUUUUAUUUAUUUAAUGACCAAGUUAUUUUUACCAAAAACUGGUUAGGCGGUAUUGUUACCAAUUCUUGAGGAAGAACUGUUAUCUCUUAUUAAUUAUUUUUAUUGUAAAUAGACAAAAUAAGGAACCGAAUGUUGCUUGGAAUCCCUGUGUGCAAAAGGAGUACGAAAUUUGAUGUGUUGAAAGUAUUUCAAAUUGCAAAUAUACUAUUACAAGGCAACAAUUUGAACUUUUGAAUAGCAUUUGAAGCUAGAAAAUCAGUUCAAACAAUCAUCAAGAACUUUGAUAAUGUAAAAGGCAAAUAUCGAGCACAGUAUUAAUUUAAUCUUGCC